Messenger RNA from Xenia sp. Carnegie-2017, 876 nucleotides. RefSeq lists its product as uncharacterized. The transcript is spliced from 3 exons. The annotation marks the transcript as partial. The record is from RefSeq and is a predicted model, not a curated record. Lineage: Eukaryota; Metazoa; Cnidaria; Anthozoa; Malacalcyonacea; Xeniidae.
AACAAAGAAAAAAUUUGUGAAAGUGGAGGAAUAACGACUAUUGACUUGAGAGACGGACCUGGUUCUGAUCCUUACAGAUGUCAAUGUCCUUUUGGCUUUACAGGAAAACACUGUUCAAUAAAACUAGGCGUUCGUAAACCACAGUCUUGCAUAAUCGCUGGUUGGCAGAAAUCAUUUAACAAAAAAGGAUGGUCAACUUGUGGGUCCAACUACAAAUUUAUAACUGGUUUUCGGCGCAGCCAGUUCAACAAUACAAACGUUGAUGGCAUUCACAAUCUCCAAAAAGCCAACUGCUGUUCGUCAAAUAAUAUACAUAAAGGGCAAAGUAGCACAUGUCAAAAUGUUAGCUGGCAAACCUCUUCAACUAUAAAUGACACUUGGGGUGUUUGCCCUUAUGGUUAUUUUAUAAACGGACUCUUUCGUACCAAUGGCCAAAGAUUAAACAAUAUUGAGCAAGGAAAAUGUUGCAAACCAGUCAAUCAUCCAGACAAGUAUGGUGAUUGUUACGAUGAAGACAUCAGUGAAAAGUUUAACAAAAAAGGAUGGGUAACGUGCAAAAAUGGUGGUUACUACAUAGCAGGAUUAUUCAGAAGUCCAGGAGGUGAAUGGCUACACAAUAUUGACAAAUUAAAAUGCUGCAAAAUGGUUGAAGUUAUAUAAUUUUUCUUGCUGACAAAAAAUUUUUUUACAAAAUAUUUGUUUUGCAUAAAUGAUUAACACCCUUAGUUAUUGAUUACGUCAAGACCGUUAUAAAAAAUACUAGUUUUUCAUCAAUUUCUCGCACCGCGUCUCAAGUGUGUCGAAUGAAACCGUCAGGAUUUUAUAAUUUAUAUAUCGCACUAUUGCAUAAGGCAAUAUCGCAUUACAGAGAUCGAA